AUGGACCAGGUUUUUGUGCAUUUAAGGGCUGUGUGUAUGAGGGUGAUGCAGAGGGUUUGUAUGUUGUGCAUUCACUGGGCUCUUGUUUUCAUUCUGCUGGUGCAUGCAGCCAAGGUGGAGCAGGUGAAGUUUGACACCACUCAGCUCCACGCCAGACCAGAGCUAGCUGCUGAGCAGAGAAUGGUAGAUGAUGCCUCCGGGGAAGUCGAGGUGUGGAGGAUUGAGGACUUGGAAAUGCAGCCAGUGAAUCCCAAGACAUAUGGGCAGUUCUAUGGAGGUGACUGCUACCUGGUGCUGUACACCUACUUGAGAUCAGGCAGGCCUCACUACAUCCUCUACAUGUGGCAGGGUCGCCAUGCCUCUGUGGAUGAAAUCACCGCCUGUGCCCUCAAUGCCAUCGAGCUGGACAAGAAGCAUGGGGACGAGGCUGUGCAGGUCCGUGUGACCAUGGGCAAGGAGCCCACACACUUCCUGGCCAUCUUCAAGGGCAAGCUGAUCAUUUACGAGGGCGGUACGAGCCGGGCUCAGAAAAGCACACCCGAGCCAGCGAUCCGCCUCUUCCAGGUGAGGGGCACGGAUGAGAUGAACACAAAGGCCACGGAGGUGCCAGCCCGGGCCUCCUCCCUCAACUCCAACGAUGUCUUUCUGCUGACGACCAGCCAAGUCUGCUACCUGUGGUGUGGGAAGGGAUGCAGUGGAGAUGAGAGGGAGAUGGCAAAAAUGGUAGCUGACAUCGUUUCCAAACGGGACAAGCACACCAUUUUGGAAGGACAAGAGCCAGCAGAGUUCUGGGAAGCCUUGGGAGGCAAAGCACCUUACGCCAGUGAAAAGAGGUUUCAAGAGCAAAUCACACACUACCAGCCUCGCCUCUUCGAGUGCUCAAACCAGACGGGUCGAUUCAUCAUGACAGAGGUGGUGGGCUUCUGUCAGGAAGACUUGGACGAAGAUGAUGUCAUGCUGCUAGACACAUGGGAAGAGAUUUUCCUUUGGGUCGGCAAAGCCUCCAACACAUACGAGAGGAAUGAGGCAAUUGCCUCAGCUAAGGAGUACCUCAAAACCCAUCCAGCAGGGAGAGACUUGGCAACUCCGAUCAUACUGGUGAAGCAGGGCUACGAACCCCUCAACUUCACAGGAUGGUUCAACGCUUGGGACCCGUACAAAUGGAGCGAUGGCAAGUCCUAUGAGGAGAUGAAGAACAGCCUAGGAGACGUGUCGGCUAUAUCCGAGAUCAAAGUGGACCUCAACAACAUCAGCCUGAACAAGGGAACCCUCAGCAUGACCAACUUGGCUGGUUCAAGCACACCAACUGCUUCCCCUGAGUAUAAAUCACACCUCAACCACAGUGACAGCAACAGCUACAGCAACAGCAGCAACUACAACAGCAACAGCAGCCCAGCCCUGGUGCCCAAUGGUGAAGGGAUUUACUCCCGAGAGGUGCUGAUGCACAGGACGGUGGAUGAACUCCCAGAAGGCGUGGAUCCCACUAGAAAAGAGUACUAUCUCUCUGAUGCCGAUUUCCACGAUAUCUUCGGGAAGUCCAAGGAUGAGUUCUACCAGAUGCCCAAAUGGAAGCAGCAGAACGAGAAGAAGCAAUGUGGACUCUUCUGA
This is a messenger RNA of Mesitornis unicolor (brown roatelo), 1608 nucleotides long. It is a transcript of the gene VILL, whose product is annotated as villin-like. The transcript has 10 exons. Gene Ontology annotation, biological process: barbed-end actin filament capping; actin filament severing; cytoskeleton organization. Gene Ontology annotation, cellular component: actin cytoskeleton; cytoplasm. Gene Ontology annotation, molecular function: actin filament binding; phosphatidylinositol-4,5-bisphosphate binding. NCBI's taxonomy places the organism in Eukaryota, Metazoa, Chordata, Aves, Mesitornithiformes, Mesitornithidae. The record is from RefSeq and is a predicted model, not a curated record. Bases 1 to 1608 code for a protein of 535 amino acids.